Molecule: messenger RNA, 14261 nt
Organism: Chelonus insularis
Lineage: Eukaryota; Metazoa; Arthropoda; Insecta; Hymenoptera; Braconidae
Gene: Wnk
Product: Wnk kinase
Exons: 12
Coding region: 1266-11159 (3297 amino acids)
Biological process (GO): negative regulation of sodium ion transport; monoatomic ion homeostasis; protein phosphorylation
Cellular component (GO): cytoplasm
Molecular function (GO): protein serine/threonine kinase activity; ATP binding; potassium channel inhibitor activity
Source: RefSeq, a predicted model, not a curated record
UAUAAAUUGUUGAUAGAACUUGAAAUAAUGCGUAAUUUAUGUCACAUACACGUGCUUGACUUGUAGAUAUGUAUUGCGCAUUGUCAACAACUCUACUCUCUUAUUUGAGUGUCAGAUUUCUGAUGCUUGAUCGCUUGACAGUCUACUGGAGCUCAAAGUAACCGCGAUUUGUGAACGAUAAAUUCCGCGAAAUUUGUUUCUCGUGUAUCACGGAGAUAUCAUAAACGUAUCUCCUUACAAUCGACCACCUAUUCGCAAUUGGAAAUUGUGAAUCAUUAGUAUCAGUAAUUAACUAUCAUUUUAAAUACAAAAACUCAUAAAAUGUUCAAUGAAUCGUUUUUCUCCGAACACAUAAAUUGAAUGAUAACAUUGCAAUAUGUCAUUUGUAAAAUGUUACUUCUAGUAAACCAAUUAUAAUAUAGUCUAACUCCAGGUCAUUAGCAUCAUCAGUUGAAAAUGGUGGAUAAUAAAUUGUUUCUAAAUAGUUUUUUUUUUGUUAGUCUAUCUUUCAUCUUAGUAAAUAUCUAUACUUAUUCCAAUAUUUUCAAAACAUAGUGCUAUAGUUUAGUACUGAAACGAAACUGUUUGAAUAUAAUCACAGUUAACUUGUAUUCUUCAGCUGAAAGUUAGAUUGGUUCCUACAAGCUAAAAUGGUUGUUAUUUCCUACAGUGCAAUUUGGAGAAUUUUCGUAGAUGAAUUGCGAUGAAAGGCUAUAACCUCAUUGAAAGCCGUAGGAAAUGAGCUGGUAUUUGGGAACUUGCUUUCUAGUUCUUUUAUAAUUGCUGGUCACUUCCACAAAUAGCUCACCCUGGCUUUUAAAAUUUUAGAGUACAUCAUUCCAGUCAAUGAUGAAAUUAGUUGAUAGUUAUCAAGCGAUUUUGUAGGUUUUAAUUGAUAAAUAAGACUCGAAAUAAAGCUUCAAUAAAAAGGAAAAUUCGAGUUUAUAAGACAAAUUUUUAUGUCGAUUAUUAUCGAUAAAAAAGACAAGAAAGAUAGUGAAUUAAUACUAAAAUACAGAAGAUAAAUUAAACAAAGAAGAAUAUUAAAGUGAAUCGAAGUUUCAAGUGUCAAAGACUAUUUAAUAUUUGUAAAUAUUAUAAUUUAAAAGAUUUAAAAGCUCAAAGUAAUUUUACUGACACUAUUAUUGACGAAAUAUUUAACGGAAUUAGAAAACUGAAAGUUAGAUUUAGUAAGAAUAUAAGCAGUGUUGCUAACGGCUGUGAAAAAAACUAUAACUCCAGAAGUAAACGAUUGACUUCGUGCAAUGCCGAGAUGUUGCAAUGAGAGUAAAACAGUGAGUCCGGUGAGCACAGGAAGAAAGGAUAACGUCGACGAUAUUUUAUUGACCUCAAGUCGAGCAUUUUCUAUUGGUACUAAUAAUUCACUUGAUUUUGACGACGAUAAUCACCCGAUCGUCGAAAAAUCUCAUAGGAGAUUACGUUGCGAUCUCAGUCCAGUGCCUACUAAUUCAAACAGCAGUUUGAAUAUUAAACUACUUAGUUUAAGGGCUGAACGUGGACAUCGACAAGAACACCAGGUGAGCACAAGUGUCGGAGGGUUUAAAGGACGAGAUAAGGAUAUAAAAAAGAGAGCAGCUAUAGGCAACGUAGUGCGAGGAUUCUUCCCAUCUGGCCACUCCAGUCAGGACAGGUAUGAGACAAGUAGACAGCGUUCGUCAGGCGGAGCUGGAGGUGUUGGCCUGUCCGGGCUGUGUCCGAAACUGGUGGCCGGUGGAGGCGGAAGUAGCCAAGGUGGAGUUGGCCUUGGAGUGGGUCAUUUAGCCUCACAAGAAAGUGUAGGAUCUUGUGUUGGUGGUGGUGGUGUUGUAACGUCUCAGAGGGCUCAUAAUAGUCGUCGUCAACGUAAACUGUCGAUUAUUAGUCAGUCAGGAUCAGGAGCUAGCAGUAAAUCUUCCUCAACUCGUUCGUCAUCGAGUAUCAGUAAGAAGCAAACGAGAAAUCAAACAGAUCUUUCUGCUGAUUCGAUAACGAGUAAUGGAGUUGUUUCGUCAUCACCAUCAUCGAGGAAAAAAAAUCACUCUAGCAUUCCUGAUGGAUCUUCUUCAUCGCAAAAUAUAUGCUUAAUCACUGGCGAUCAUAGCAGUGAUGCUGCUUACAGCGAUGCUGAAGAAAUCAUCGAGCAAACAAUGUCAAGGAUACCUGGGAUAAACUCGACACCUUCCACGCCAAUAGGCAAAAUGAAAUCUAGAAAAAUAAUUGAUGAGGAUAAGACUGUUGAUAGUUCACUAGUCGAGACUGAGACGCAAGGCACUGAUGAUAAUGCCUCGAGAAAAUUAAAUGAUAUGCAAGACACGCAGGAGAGCUCUAAAUCGAUUACACCUGUAAGAAAAAUAUCUUUAAAAAGUACUGAUGGAGAGAGCUCAAGUCAGUCAAAGAGGAGAUCGUUAAUACACUCCUCAAGUCAUCCGAGGUCGAUGGAUAACGUCGAUAAACAGUCAUUAAGUGGAACUAAAUCGGAUGAACGAUUGAGAAAAAUUUCAAAAGACUCAUUGGACUCUAGUGAUAAGAAAAAAACUUCGGGAGAAUCUGUUUCCCAAAUACCUAAGAGAAAAAUAUCUUCAGAAUCUACAGAAAGUGGAGACUCUGUUGGGAGAAAAAGUUCUCCACGAACAGUUACUGAUGAUGAACAACAAAAAACAAGUGUUAGUGAUAAUGAAAAUUCUAAAGUGGAAAGGGUGAAAAGUACGAGAUUUUUAACUUCUACAGUUACAGAAGAAGUUACAAUGCCUGAAAAUAAGGAACAGGAUGUGAGACCUGCUGGUGCGGUAGAGGAUGAAGUUACGAUAUAUGAGGAUGACAAUGAUACGAGCAUUAGUGAUAUAGUUGCCGCUCAAGCACUUCGAGAAUCGUUAAGUAAGCUAGGAAAGGUACAACCAUUGAAUACAGAACAAGAAAACGUUGAACCUGCUGAUGAGAACAAAGAAGAGACUGAGAGAAAGCCUGAAGAGGCAGAAACUAAAGACCCAGUACAGGAAGAAACGGUUGAAGGUUUUAUUGGACCACUUUUAGAUGAAAAUUUCAAGGCUGAUGAAAAAUUGGAAAAACAAAAAACGAUGGCUAUGGAGGACGUAAGAAACUUAUUGAUGAAAGUCAAGGUGCAGACUAUAGAACAAGAUGAUGAUGAAGAAAAGGCUAUUGGGAUUUCACCUGAUGAACGGUUCCUCAAAUUUGAAGAAGAAAUUGGACGUGGUAGUUUUAAAACAGUUUAUCGUGGUCUUGAUACUCAAACUGGAGUCGCUGUAGCUUGGUGCGAACUCCAAGAAAAAAAAUUAAAUAAAACUGAAAGAUUGAGAUUUCGAGAGGAAGCAGAGAUGCUUAAAGGUCUUCAACAUCCAAAUAUUGUAAGGUUUUAUGACUAUUGGGAAGUUACGCUUACAAGACGGAAAUAUAUUGUUCUUGUCACUGAACUUAUGACAUCAGGAACAUUAAAAACAUACUUGAGACGAUUCAAAAAAAUUAAUCCAAAGGUUGUUAAAUCUUGGUGUCGACAGAUCUUGAAAGGUCUAAGUUUCUUACAUUCGCGGUCUCCACCCAUUAUACAUAGAGACUUGAAGUGUGAUAAUAUUUUUAUUACUGGCACUACCGGAAGUGUUAAAAUUGGUGAUCUUGGCCUAGCAACCUUGAAAAACCGUAGUUUUGCUAAGAGUGUAAUUGGUACGCCAGAGUUUAUGGCACCGGAAAUGUAUGAAGAACAUUAUGAUGAAUCUGUCGAUGUUUAUGCAUUUGGAAUGUGUAUGCUUGAAAUGGCUACGAGUGAAUAUCCAUACUCAGAGUGCACUGGACCGGCACAAAUUUAUAAACGAGUUGUAUCAGGUGUUAAACCGUUAAGUUAUGAUAAAGUGGAAAAUCCAGAAGUACGUGAGAUUAUAGAGAUGUGUAUACGUUUAAAGAAAGACGAAAGACCUUUAGUAAAGGAUUUAUUGAAUCAUGAAUUUUUUGCGGAUGAUAUAGGUUUAAAAUUGGAAAUGGUAUCACGUGAUAGUGCAGUUGCUGAUGCCGAUUUAUCGCGAGUGGAGUUUAGAUUACGCGUUCUUGACCCGAAGAAGCGUACACAUAAACAUAAAGAAAAUGAAGCGAUUCAGUUUGACUUUGACAUACAACAUGACAAUGCUGAGGAGGUUGCCACAGAGAUGGCAAAAUCAAGUUUAAUUCUUGAAGAAGACGUAAAAGCAGUGACUAAAAUGUUGAAAUCACAAAUAGCAUUAUUGUUACGAGAUCGAGAAGAGCGAAGAGUUAAGGAGGAGAAAGAACGACUGGAUAGAGAAGCUGAUUCUGCAGCAGAAAGUUUAUUGCAACAACAACAGCAACAGUUAUUAAUACAGCAGGCUCAAAUACAGCAGCAACAGCAACAAAUUCAACAACAAAACUUAAACUUGCAGAUGCAAGGGCAAGUACCGUUGCAACAACCCAUGCCAAUGCAACAGCAGCAAAUGACAAUGCAGCAACAACAACAGCAGCCACAGAUGCAACAACAACCUCAACAGAUUAUGCAGAAUCAACAGCAACAACAACCUCAACAGAUUCUGCAGAAUCAACAGCAACAACAGCCAUGCUUGCAGCCGCAACAGGUUCAAAUAAUUCAGCAACAACCCAUGAUGCAGCAACAACAAACUUCUGUCGUUCAGCCUCAACAAGCUCAACAGAUUCCCCAAGUCUCUCAAAAUACUCAACAAGUCCAGUAUCAACAACCAUCUCAGCAGCAAUCGUAUCAACAAAUUCAACAUCCCCAACAGCAGACGUAUCAACCACAAGUUCAAUCACAACCUCCCCAAUAUUCGCAACAUAUAGCGCAAACUUUAAGUGCCAAUUCUUCACAAUGCUCGACUCCUCAGGCUAUUCAAGGUCCACCACAGUUUCCUCAGAUACCUCAACAUAUGUCUCAACAACAAGUUCAGACACAAUCAGUUCAAAUUCAACAGCAGCAAGUGCAACAACCUCAGAUGCAACCACAGAUGCAGCAAACACAAAUUCCACAACAACAUGCCCAAAUACAAACUCAAAUUCAACAAUCGUCUCCUCAGAUGCAAUCUCAAAUUCAACAACAGCCACAGAUUCAACAUCAACAACAAAUUCAACAACCACAGAUCCAACAACAACAAAUUCAACAACCACAGAUCCAACAACAACAAAUUCAACAACAACCACAGAUACAGCAACAACAGAUUCAACAACAGCAACAAAUUCAACAACAACCACAAAUACAGCAACAGAUUCAGCAGCAGCAACAAAUUCAACAACAACCACAGAUACAGCAACAACAGCAACAAAUUCAACAAACUCAAAUGCAGCAGCAACCACAGAUUCAACAAACUCCAAUGCAGCAACAAUCACAAAUACAACAGCAACAAAUUCAACAAUCGCCCCAAAUUCAACAGCAACAACAAAUUCAACAACAGCAACAGUCACAAAUUCAACCACAACCACAGAUUCAACAACAUACUCAGAUGCAACCUCAAGCUCAGCAACAACAGAUACAACAACAACCGGCUCAAAUGUCGACACAAAUUCAACAACAGCCAUCACAAAUGCUGCAACAACCUCAGCAACCGCAGCAAUACAUUCAGUUGAAUCAGAUGCAGGUACCACAACAAAUGUCAUUACCUAAUCAAGUGCAACAAAUGCAACCAUCCAUGCAAAUGAACCAACCACAACAACAGGUUAUUCAACAGGGCCAAACGCACAUCCAGUAUGCUCAAGCUCAGAUGCAGCAGCAAUUACAGCAAAUGCAUCAAAAUACGUUGAAUCAACCAAUGCAAAUGCAACAAAAUGUUCAACAAUAUUAUCAACAAGGAACUGCAAAUGCAUCAUUUACAAAUGCUACGUUAUAUCAGCAAAAUAUUCAACAGCAAGUCUAUCAUGCUUAUCCUACUAAUUCAAGUGCACCGGGGAGUGUUGAAAUCUUGAAUCAAGGACAUAAUCAAGCAAUUUACUCGCAUGCUAAUGUCGUGGCUCCAACAUCACAAGCCUAUGUAUCAGCUCAAGGCCAACCUCAAGUGUCUAUUCAGUCAGCUGUGAAUCUUCAAGCGGCAUCAGCCAUUCAAAAUGUUCAACAUAUACAGACUGCACCUUGUAAUAAUGUUCAGAAUACGCAAACUUUGCAUACUCAACAACAUAUGAUGGCACAGAUGCAGUAUAUUCAUAAUGUGAAUAAUAUUCCUGUCAGUAUGAACAUUAUUCAAGGCACGAAUGUUAUCAGUCAAACAAAUAAUAUUCAACAGCAACCAGAAAUGGUCAAUGCCAUUGCCAUGGAAUCUGUGAAUAAUAUUGACAGAAAUGCUUUAAUGAAACAAGAUACAGUUGAAUCUUUUACAAUGACUUCUGAUUUAUCAGCCAGUCUUCAACAAGAGCUAUCAAUAACACCACAGGCUGUUGGAUCUUCAUGUACUCCAAGCUCUAAUGAUGGAGUGACAUCGGAAAAUUCUGAAGGAGUUCCAGUACCGGAAAAAAGCCGAGUUAAAAGGUCAGGAACUAAACGUAGGAAGCCUGGAAUUAAAUUAACAGUUUUAUCAGUUACUAAUCGUGAUGAUCAAUCCAUGACUGUCGAGUGUCAAUUAGACACCAGCAAACAGAAGACUGUGACCUUUAAAUUCGAUCGAAAUGACAUGGUUCCCCAAGAUAUUGCUAAUAAUCUUGUGGCAGAAAAUCUUUUACCACAGUCUCAAUGUGCUACUUUCGUGGAAUUGAUCGAAGAUAUCGUGAAACAACUGAAACUGGAUCCAACUCGUAGCCUUCCUCUAGUCGCUCAUGGUCCAGCUGAUCAAUCAGCUGGCGGGAGUCCUGUCACAAGUCGUAGACCAAGAAAUCGUGAUCACAGUCUCGAUGCAUCUAAGCAGGUGAGACACGGCUCGCUAACUCGUCAAAGCAGCCAUCGAUCUUCCUACAAAGCCCAUCGUAGGCAUCGCUCGAGAGACGAAACAUCGAAUGCGUCUGCAACAUCAAAGCUACUUCCGAUAGAUCAAAUAAUAAACCAAAUAGCUACGACGCCUACGGAAAAUAAAAUUGCACAAAAUAACCAAUCAUUGGAGAGUCAAACAACAGCGGAAAAUAGUAUAUCUGACGAAAUAUCCCGAAGAUCAUCAACGUCAACACAAAACACUGAUACUCUAACACCAGUAAAUGUUUUGAAUGAUUUAAAUGACAAUUCUGAGAGUGUUGCAUCCGAAGAUACUCUUCUAGAAUCUAAUAAUACAAGUCUUGAUGAUUCAGCAGAAAACACAAUCAAGUUAAAUUCUGUAGAUUCUGUGAAUAUUCAGCAAGACAGCAAUUUUAUUAAUCAUAAAGUAGAAGACGAUUCUACUGAAAUAUCUUGCGCAACUCGACCACAAGAAUCUAUUGAAUCUCAAGGAGGAAGUAAAGAAUCACAAGAAAAUUAUACUGAAACAUCAAAACCAAAGGUUGUUCCAACUAGAAAAAUUUCUCGUUUCCUAGUGAGUCCUGUGGUUGAACAAAAAUCGAUUACUGGUGAAACUGAAACAAUUUCCGUCACUGUUCCACCGGAUAAUACGUCUUUGAUGCCACCACAGCAAAUUCCUGCACAGAUUUUAGACUUAAAUGCGCCCAAGUAUGAAACAGUAGUGCGAGAGUCAAGUAUUUCUGCUAACAAUGUUGAAGUUAUGCAUCAGGAACAAAUUCAAACAUCAAAUCAACAGUUCCAGGCUCAACCUCAAGGAAUGCAAAAUGUUAAUGCAAUGCAAAUAAAUAUGCAAAAUCAACAAAUGAUUAAUCAAUUGCCACCAGCAUCAUUAAUUACACAAACUAAACAAGAAACUGUAGUUGUUGUCCAAACAUCUAAUCUUGUUCAACCAUCUAACCAACAGAUGAAUCAAAAUUUCCAAUUUCAACAAAAUGCUGGAGUUCAACAACAAGAAGUACAAUCUAUGGCACAAUACCAGGCUCAAGUAACUCUUCAGAAACAAUCGAUUAUUCAACAACAACAUCAACAACAAAUUGGUGUUCAGCAACAAAAUAUAAUUCAACAACAUAUCCAACAUGAUCAGAUUGCUAUGGGCCAGACAACUAAUCAGGUUCAACAGCAGUACAUUCAACAAUCUCCUUCUCAAUCACAGCAGAUGCAAAAACAACAACAACAACAACAGCAGCAGCAGCAGCAGCAACAACAGCAACAGCAACAACAACAGACGCCUUCUCAUCCUUAUGUUAUCAUCCAACCUUUAUCUCAAACUCAACAAAAUAAUAUUGAUGAUUGGCUGAGAAGAGCAUCUAGUGUGUCAACUGAUUCUCAAGUGUCUGAAAUUUCUAAUCCACCUCAAAUAAAUUAUAUUCAAACUGAUCAGAUGCAACAAACACCUUCAGAACAUCAACAUCAAAAUGUUGUUCACCAAAAUAUUAAUACGCCGCCUGUGAUGUCUGUUCAGUUACCUCCACCACCUGUUGAGGUCACUCCAAAAAUUAAAACAAAGGAAGUCUCUUCAACUUUACCUGAUUUAGCUCAAAAUCUUGCAAAUAUUCUUUCGAAUCCGAAAUCUAAAUCAAAUACUCCACAUGCUAUUAUUUCUCAUGAUCAAUCAUCUUCUGUUACUAAUCAACAACAAACCAUGCCGGUGCUUCAUUCAGAACAGUAUUUCCAACCAAUUCAACCAGAAGCUCCUCAAAUACAAUCGACCAAUUUUGUCCAGCCUCAAAAUUAUCCUGGACAACAGCAAAUGAUUUCUCAAGUACAAAAUCAGGCAGAAAUUCAACAACAAUUUUAUCAUACUCAUCAACAACCACAGCAACAACAACAACAGACUGGUAAUAUUCAAGUUCAACAAUCUCUUCUCCAACCUGUUCAGCAUAUGGGACAACAAAUAGAUUCCCAAGGACAAAUAAUUUCUCAGACUAUUCAAGGACACGUCCAAAAUGUCGCUGUUCAAAGUCAGUGGUCUAUGCCUACAUAUUCUAAUCAGAAUAUUAAUCAACAAUCUGUGUCUGUUCAGUGUGUUCAACCAAUGCAAAAUAUUCCUCAGACUGUAUCUCAACAAUCUCAAGUCCAGGAGCAAGUAGACAGUCAAGGAUCUAUUGAUCAACAAUAUCUACAACAACAGCUCCAACAGCAACAACAAACUUCUAAGCAUUUAGAGACUGAAAGUACUAUCGAUGGGAGUGUAAGCAGGAGGACUAGUUCGGAUUAUCAAACAAUAUCAGAAUAUGAAAAUUCCAGCCAUGAAAUCACUCCGGAGCAUACUAUUGUGGAGUCAAAUGAUCCUGUGAUGUCUGCACACCAUCAAUUAAUACAACAGCAUCAUAAACUCAGUCAGCAAAAUUCAUUAGACAAACCUACAGAAAUUGUAGGGACCAGUUGUGGACCUCAGACAAUUGCUGAUCUGCAUCAGAAGCUUGUUCAACUUACCAGCCAGCCUUCUGAACCGAUUAAUAUUGGUACUCCUCCCAUCAGCCAUCCAGCAACGCCUCAUGGACCUUCUAGUAAUAUGGGGCAUGACAUUUCCGGCCAUUCUCUCCAGCAAAAAAUAGUCAAUGCGUCAAUAACUUCCGUCCAAUCGCUCGGAUAUCUUUCUCCUCAGACAACAGUUCACCCACCUGGAACUAUUUAUGUUGAUCCCAAUGUUUUUGACAGUAAUUCAAGUGAACAACUACAACACCCAAUUCAACUUAAUGCAGAAAAUACUCUUGAUAGUCCUACGCCAGUUGUUCUAACAGGAACGGAAACAAUGAGCCCCAGCAAAGAAAAUGUCAAAUCUCGCACUCAAAGACCUGGAUCGAGACUUCAAGAAUUAGAGCACGAGUUAGCUAAAAUUCAUCAACGAAUACCAGUUUUCCCUACAUCGUCUCCACAACCGCUAACGCCACCAAUGCCAUCACAAGUGACGCAACCAACGACUACUCAUCAACUUCCAGUACAUUCGACUCCUCAAACACUUUUAACUCCAGUUGGAAUUCCUACUGGGUCAAAUACCCCAAUUAAUUUAAUGAAUAAUUCUGGUACUGAAACACCUGUGCCAACUGAACAAGAUGAAGCAAGGACUCCUUCACAACCGGUGAGAAAAAUUUCUCGAUUUAUGGUUUCUAAAGUAACAGGACCACCUGGUAAUGACGUUUCGGUACAGAAUCAACAAGUUGAGCAGCAAAAACAAAUGCAAGUCCAAGAUGAUGGCCGAGGAGAUCGUGUUAGCCAUGUUAAUCAUCAUCCGGAUGAAUUUCAGAAUCCACCAGCGCAAGUAUCACUCAAUCGAGAGAAUUCUUUGCCACCGGUUUCAUCUUCUGUGGUAGGAUUAUCUGUAAACGAAAUUGAAAAAGAGGAGCGGAUACAAACAUUGACACCAAGCGAAGAGUAUCAGUUGUUGAUUAAAAGACAAACAAUGGAGUUAGAAACAUUACAAAAAAGACAUAGGGAAGAAUUAGAGCGUUUCCAACAGCAUCAGUUGCAGCUGUUAAUACAACAACAACAGCAAGCAAGUGCUUUGCACCAACAUCAGCACCAUCCUUUGCUUUAUCAUACUGUAGCAUCGACUGUUACAGGUAAACAUUAUAUCUUGCAUAGUAAAGGACCAUCACGACCUCUGGCCGUAGAGGAUUACCUGAUGUUCAGUACAGCCCCGCAAACAUCUUUCCGUCGAAUAUCAAAUUAUUCACCAGAUACUGAAGAAACUUUACGUCUGGCAACACAAAAGUUGAAGCAAGCUCCUCAGCAGUCAACAAGUAUUCCUCAUGCCUACGUCAUCCCAAUUCCAGUAAUGCCGCCAGCGGAAAAUGUUCAAAAUGUUUCUAGUUACUCUUUGGAAGGUGCAGAAGUGAUUGGAUCCACAAAUGGACCAACUACAGUUACAAGUCAUCCUCAAUACCAAUUUACACCGAUUCUUUCUGAUGGCACAAGUAUAGCACCUGCAUCUGGUGGAUCUUUAGUAGCAUCAACACCAAUUCCAGCAGCUGGUGGUGCUACUGGUUAUGUUCAUUACCAUGAUGCAGCAGCCUUAGCCAACUUCCAGGCAUUUAGCUAUACACCUCAUGGUGGAUUCUUUCUUCCUGCUGGCUACCGUCUCGUUUAUGCACCAACUGGGACACCACAAUCUCAACCAGCCACUCCUGCUACACCUCACGUGGGUAAUUCCCAUGAUGGUACUCCUCCUGGUGAACCUCAACAUGAUCAUCCACAAUCCAGCACUUCCCAAUUAGAGCAGUAACACUUUUUAUCUAUCAAAGUCGAGUGAUUUGUCAUUAUUUAUUAGUGGAUCCUUUUAUUUGUGAUAUAUGUCCAAUAGUUUAUCGUUAUAAUACUGAUUUCUGAUCUUUUAAUUCUCAUUAGAAAGUAAUAAAAAUAAGAAAAAAAUACAUUUUAAAACUUGUAUUAUAACGAAGGACUGUUGAAUUUAUAUAUACAUAUAUAUUUUUAAUGAAUUCUGCCUAUAAGGAGACAUUAUCUAGUGAUGUUUAUGGAUAAUAUUUGUCCGUCAAUGAUUUUAUUUGUUUCGAUAUCAAUGUAUUCCUCAACGUGCCAGAAACGCUUGCUGCUUGUCGCGGUGCUGGCCGCACGCGUGCGUUUAAUAACAAAUAGAGUAAAUUAAGCAAGGUUUAAGGAAAAUAUAUUAAUAUUGGCUCGUAUACGUUUGCCAACAUUUUGGCGUCUACGUAAUUGUGAGCAAAUUGACGUAAGAAAUAAGCAGAAGUAAAAUGACAAAAAAUAGAAAAAAAGUGAAAAACAACUUUACACAUUUUACAAUGCUUCUUUUAGGUUGAGCAAUACUAAUGCUCGAUAUUUGUGCAGGCCUCAGCUAGUCUUUAUGAUUGAAUUAUGGCAAAAGGCCAUUUCAACUCGAUAUUUAUUUAUAAACUGUUAAUGAAUAUCGGGAACGUCUGAACGAUAAGAGAAAAAAUAUUUACGAGCAAGAUAAAUAAGUGGCAAAAGAUAAAAGUGAGAAUAAAUAAAAAAAAAUGGACGUGAAAUUUAAAGUGUGAGAAUGAUUAUUAUAGUCACUGUUAUGCUUUAAUGUAUUUUUAGCAAUUCUAACUAUUCGAAUUAAAGAAAACAAUAUUGUGUUACUAGUUAAAUAUUUCUCAUUGCAUCGUCACUAAAUGCUAUCAUUGUUUUUUUUCUUUUUUUUUAAUCAUACUGACUUGAUUAUCUUUUUAUUAUAAUUAUUCUUGAGUUAUCGAGCUUUACUGUCUUGCACCAUUGUUCAUUUAUAAAAGUAUAUUCCUAUGCAAAAAUUACAUGCCACGUUCUUAUGGAAUUUCAUCAUUUUUGGCGCUUAAUUCAAUUUUUUAUGUAAAAGAUCGUUUUUUAAACUUUUCAUUGUAUAAUUAAUAGAUAAAAUAUUUUACUUAUUAUAAAUAUACAGGAACUGAACUCGAAUAUGUUGGAAAAAGGAUUGUAUUAUGAAUUGAGAGAAUGAAUUGUAUGAGUUGGGAAAGCAAAUUAAGAAAAUUCAAUUAAAGGAAUAAAAUCAACGCCGGGCUAUAAAAACCGAAAUGAUUUAUUUUUAUUCAAAAUUUUUAAAUACGAGUGAGUUUUAAGGAGUAAAUUUUAUUAUAAUUAUUUUACAAAUAAUUGGCAAUUAUUUUGUUGAAUUGUAAUUUAAUGUUUUUUUUAGUCCCAUAAAACUGUUUGUGCCGCAGUAAAUUUAUUAAAAAAAAUUGUACAGUAAUUGCAACAGUAUAGUUUAGAUUAAGAUAAAUGAAGAAGCAUCAGUAAAAGUUUGACACCGAAAAAUUCGAGCGACUGCUAGUAAUAACUGAUAAUUAAAUGCAAAUUGUAUGAAAGCAUGCGAGAGAAAAUGAUAUAAAUAAAAUGAGAGUGUAAGAAUAAGAGAGAAAGAGAGAGAGAAUAUACAGAAUGAAAAAAAGUUAUGCAUUGUUUCUAUUGAAGUGUGUACGAGAUUGAAUAUUAUGUGAGAAUUAAUUUUAAGACAAAAAAUGAAAAAACUUGAAUUAGAGUUCUUGAUACUUCGACAAUGGAAUGUUGUACCGAAUCAAGUAAUCCAGAGAAGUCUGUUUUUAAUGACAAGAUUUCGAGAGAAUUCAUAAAGACUGAUUAGAUAACAAACUAAAAUCAGUGAUGAACGGAAUGGAACAAUGUGAGUCGUGAAAACGAAAAUUAAUAUUGAUUAUUGAUUACGUUUCUAAGGCUUUCUGAAAAUGGAUGUAAUGUUCGCCUAUUUCUUAUUAUUUUUAUUUCUGUCUCCCCAUUUUUAAUUAAAUUUAAUUCGUUAAUUUUAAGCGUUAAAAUGUUCUUCUCUAAAAAGAAAUAUUUUAAAUAGACUAAUUUAAAUGCUUAAAUUAUUAUACAAUUAUUGUUAUUUUUGGUAUUUAAAAGGAUUUUUCUAAUGUGCUAUAAAAACAUGAAAGAUAUGAUAUAUUAUAAAAAUUGAGAAAUGAUAUAAUUACUUUCAAGACAAAAUUGAGAGCUAAAUUUAAAUUUAAUAAUCUUGAAAUGAAUGGAAUAAAUUAGAUUUGGCGUGAUGCAACUUUGUGGACGGAUAUUUUUAUUUUAAUCUCUGAUAAACAUUUUUCUUCCAGCUUCUAUUCGAUUUAUAUCUUAAUUAUUUAAAUAGAAGUUUGAUUCUUGCAUAAAAGAAAAAUAAUCGAUAUUAAAUCAAUAUAAAGUUAAUUAAUAUAUGUUUAUGGAAAUUUUAUAAAUUAUUAAAUCUAUCAAUAAGUCCUUGCAACUAAUUUUUUCAGGGGUAUUUAUUGAUCAAUAUUUACUGCAGCUAAACAAAAAAAGACACUCAAUUAAGUAUUAUUAUUACUAUAUUUUUUUAGAAAGCUCAGAAUAAAUUGGAAAGUACUCUAAAUGAAUUUUGAGAAAUCUGUAAUGACUUAUUGAUAAAUUCAAUAUGAAAAAAAAGAAAAAAAAAUAUUAUUGAAAAAAUGCGCAGUAAGUGAUAAUAAUUAAGACAAAAAUGAAAACUGAUUACAAGAAAAAAUUCUGCGCAAGUAUCAGCUUCAUUUGGAACACACGAAACUAAUAUAACACUAAUUAUAAAUCAUAACGUAAAAUUUAUUUAGGUAUUAUGAUACGAAUAGCAUCAAAAUAAUGAUAUUAAAAGUCUUGCCAGUUGUCAUGCAGCUGGACUGCUUUAUAUAUUUCUUCGAAGAAAAAUUAUUAUUCCGAAAUUCGUUUAAGUAGUCGCUCAGUCAAAGACAUACAUAAAAUUCAAUUAAAUCAACAGUUAAAUUAAUUCAAUUAAACAACUAAAAUUACACAUUCGCACGUCAGUCUACGCCAACCAGGAACUCAUUGUAAAAGAAAAUCAAAUAAGAUUAAUAAAAAUAAAAAUACCUCUUUA